CACGUUGUGAGAAAGAUUAGCCAUGGAAUGCAAUGCAAAUUUAACUAACCUUUGAAACUGUUAUUGUAGGCAUUACCAUAUUUUUUAUGUUCAUUUUCAAAUUGUCUGCUUAUCUAACAGAGUCGAAAAUAGGUUCCAAUAAUUAAAAAAAAUUCAUUCUAGGGUUUGCAAGUAUUGAUUCGUUAAUAAAUGAUUUUGAAGCACCUGUCUCAAUUAAUGCUACGAGAACUGUUCCAUUUAUUUCAAUAUUUACAUAUGGCAUCAUCAACUAACUGGAUAACAGGCAAUGGUAGACGCUCCUCAGGUGUAUCAUGCCCGUCAUCUAGUUUAAAUGUUUAUUGUUAUGCUUAUUUUGAGGGGAGUAUCGUCCCUGUGAUAGGUGCUGUUUCUUUAGAAAGCAAUACGCUUUUGUAUGAUUAUUUCUGUUGCAGUAAAAACACUUACCCUGUGCAGGUGCACGGGAAUUCCAACCUUGACGUUGAGGAGUGUCCAACAUGUCCCACUCAGGUUCACCUUGUUUUUGUCUUGGAUGCCAUUGUCGCUGUUGUUGUUGUUCCAAUUUUGCUGUUACGUAGCAAAGAUCCUUGACUCAUCUUGUAAAUUCAUGCUAAUCACUUGAUCGGUUGAUCGCCGCAACGGAUAUUGAUGUGCACGAAUAAUUUGUAGCUUCUUAAGUUUUUGCAGCUUUGACAGCUUCAUCAGAAGUUGUUGGUUUAGAUUUUAU
Molecule: messenger RNA, 724 nt
Organism: Owenia fusiformis
Lineage: Eukaryota; Metazoa; Annelida; Polychaeta; Sabellida; Oweniidae
Source: the annotation of a GenBank genome assembly